AUGGCUGGCUUCCUCGCGGUGCCAUAGAAACGCGGUCCCGUGCGCGCUGCUGUGGAGACUAGUAGGAGCUCAUUCUGAGGCGAGCUCGCGGAUAGACAAGAGCUGUUUUGAGGCAGGGGGUCUCAAAAAACUGCAGAAAAGCGAGUUUAAGUGGGAAUACAAGAAGUGAGGGACAAGGAAAAACGCUUAGCGACAUUUCCUUCAGUCUCCUGCUGUUUGUAUUUGUGGUGUGUGGUUUGGCCCUGCUGGGUGUCAUCAGCGUCGCCACCUGGAAGCUGUGCUGGGUGCCCUGGCGCAGCAAAGUGCUUUCCUGUAGCGCCACCGCCCUUGCCCCUACCCGUCCAGAGAGAGACCAACACAAAGAAGAAGGUCACGGUGACUACUACCCAACCUUCAGAGACAUUAUGGCAGCAGACAAGCUGAAGGAUCCUGGGAACUUUCUGGAGGCGGCAGUGAAGAUUAGUCAUACGUCGCCAGAUAUCCCCGCAGACGUGCAGCUGUCCAUGAAGGAUCAUCUGCUGAGACGUACACGGAUCUCAAGGCAAACGACUGAGCCUGCCUCCUCUAACAGGCACAGUUCCUUCAAAAAGCACCUUCCCAGGCAGAUGCACCAUGUCACCAGUCUGGACCGUGGAAGUGAAUUUUUAGAUGUGGAGGACCAUCCCACCUGCACUGCUGCCUCUCUUGGCCGCAUACAACCAGAACUUUACAAACAGAGCACCAUGGAGACUGAGGAGUCAUCUAAGAAUAGCCCUGCCAAAACAUGUGGCAAGAUCAACUUCUCCCUAAAGUACGAUUAUGAGGGAGAGCUCCUCCUCGUCACCAUCCUCAAAGCAUUGGACCUACCCGCAAAGGAUUUGUGUGGCAGCUCCGAUCCUUACGUCAAGAUCUACCUGCUCCCUGACCGCAAGCGUAAAUUCCAAACCCGUGUGCACCGCAAGACGCUCAACCCCACGUUUGACGAGACCUUUCAGUUUCCGGUCCCGUACGAGGAGCUGGGGUCCAGAAAGCUCCACUUGAGCGUCUUUGACUUUGACCGCUUCUCGCGGCACGACAUGAUAGGCGAGGUGAUACUGGAAAACCUUUUUGAAGUUUCAGACCUGUCCCGGGAGACAUCUGUCUGGAAGGACAUCCAGUACGCCACUAGCGAGAGUGUGGAUUUGGGAGAGAUCAUGUUCUCUCUCUGCUACUUGCCAACUGCAGGGAGACUCACACUUACUGUCAUCAAAUGUAGGAACCUCAAAGCCAUGGAUAUUACCGGUUAUUCAGAUCCGUACGUGAAGGUGUCACUGAUUUGUGACGGGAGACGACUGAAAAAGAAGAAAACUUCCAUAAAAAAGAACACCCUGAAUCCAGCCUAUAAUGAGGCGAUUAUCUUUGACAUCCCCCCAGAGAACAUGGAUCAAGUCAGCCUACAUAUAUCAGUUAUGGACUAUGAUCUAGUGGGACACAAUGAGAUCAUCGGAGUCUGUCGUGUGGGGAUCCACGCCGAGGGGCUUGGGAGAGACCACUGGAAUGAGAUGCUUGCUUACCCUCGAAAACCUAUUGCUCACUGGCACCCACUCAUGGAGCCCAAGAAGUCUGAGAAGGAGGUGAAUGUCUUAAAAGUUUCCAGAGUGAAAAAAGUGCAUUUUAAUUUCAAUAUUUCCAUCUCUCCCUCUCUUUCUUUCCGUUUUCCGUCUCUUUUUCAGUGGAAGACUCGUACCGCAAGCUUUGACAGUCAGGGCUCUUGCCCAUCUCCUAGACUCCCCUCCAGUCCAUAAGGAAGGGAUGACCUCUCUAUACAUCUUUAAGCCAAGUAUCUCCCAGGGACUGAUGGUGAGAUCCAAGAUACGUCCUUAGACAUUGUGUGACACAACUUAAGUCUGUGUGGACAUGUAUGAUGGAAUAGGCAAAAAGAGGAUACUGUCCAAACCUUUCCAAGUGCAAGUAAGCCUAGCCGACCUUUAGCUUUUUUGCAUUUGGAUUGAAAUGUUGCUUUCUUACAUUGGGUAAAUUCACAAGCCACUACCCAAAGAUGUUGAACGAUACACUUCAAGACGGAUUUAAGCAACUCAGAAGAGUAAAAGAGUGUUUUUGUUGAUGAAUAUUGUAUAAUUGGUAUAUGUAUAUUAUAUUUUAAUGGACAUUAUAAUAGUAUGAAGAUAUAGUUUAAUAUAUAUUUAGCCUUAACUUCCUUCUCAUCCUUUUUUUGUCUUCUUUGAAUAUUAAAUACGUGUGAAGAGAUUUUUAUGAUUGAAGAGAUAUGUGAAGCCCUCGAUAUGUUCAACCUAUUGAGAUAUAUUAGCCAAACUGUAUAUUGUUUACAGAGCAGAGAUAUUCCAUUGAUCUUCCUUUUGUUUGUGAAGUAGUAAAACUGUUCUGCCACGAAAAAAGCCAAUGCCAAGAAUAAUUUGUAUCCUGUCUACAAAUAUCUUAUCAUCAGUGUAAAGUUUAGUUUUUUUAAACAUUUAAGUUGCUGAUCGUCCUGUGAGUACUUAGAAUCAUUUGUCAUAGUUUUCUUUGACCAACUUGAGUUCACUUAAAUGAAGCCAUGCACAGCUACACCAAUAACAUAGAGCCGGCUUAAAUCAUCAUAAUUUCACCACGCAGUAAUUGUAGCUUCCAAAGUAAAACCAUAAUGAAUACCAAGGGUUGUGUGUCAGAUCUAAAGGACGCAAAAAAUCCUUGACUUUCUAUCAAGACUUGAAACAGUAUCAUUGUGUAAAUUAGAACCACUGUUUUACAAAGACCAAUUUUGUAUUUGACAUAAAAUGUGAUGUUUUCUGUUCUGUAAUUUUCUUGUUACCUUUAAGGUGUUUUCUCUUCAGAUAACAUGAUGUAUUGUGUUGGCUGGCCUGGCUGGAACUCAUUGUAUCAAUAAUCACUGGAUCUGUUGUUUCUGUAUGAAAUGCCUGAUUCAGAACCACUUUUCAAUUUUAUAUAGAGACUUUGUAUUUGUAAUGUACAGUUACUGUUUCAGAACAUCCCGUUGUACUUGAAAGGUGUGAUUAAAUUUCCUCGCUUCUA
Molecule: messenger RNA, 3009 nt
Organism: Carassius gibelio (silver crucian carp)
Lineage: Eukaryota; Metazoa; Chordata; Actinopteri; Cypriniformes; Cyprinidae
Product: synaptotagmin-6-like
Exons: 6
Coding region: 405-1763 (452 amino acids)
Biological process (GO): cellular response to calcium ion; regulation of calcium ion-dependent exocytosis; calcium-ion regulated exocytosis
Cellular component (GO): membrane
Molecular function (GO): phosphatidylserine binding; clathrin binding; calcium ion binding
Source: RefSeq, a predicted model, not a curated record